Messenger RNA from Eleginops maclovinus (Patagonian blennie), 1483 nucleotides. RefSeq names its product Ets2 repressor factor like 1 (gene erfl1). The transcript has 6 exons. NCBI's taxonomy places the organism in Eukaryota, Metazoa, Chordata, Actinopteri, Perciformes, Eleginopidae. Bases 98 to 1483 code for a protein of 461 amino acids. Gene Ontology annotation, cellular component: nucleus. Gene Ontology annotation, biological process: regulation of transcription by RNA polymerase II; cell differentiation. The record is from RefSeq and is a predicted model, not a curated record. Gene Ontology annotation, molecular function: DNA-binding transcription factor activity, RNA polymerase II-specific; sequence-specific DNA binding.
CAAAGACUUUGGAGAGAGGAGAGAGAGGCAGAGAAGAAGAGAGAGAGAGGCAGAAAAGAGAUAGAGAAGGGGAACGAGCAGAGGGUGUUGUGGAGGUAUGGACUGUAACUGCGUCAGUGAUCUGCUGAUCCCCCCGGUGCCCGCUCUUUGGACGCCAGGGAUCGCCUUUCCGGACUGGGCCUACAAGCCCGAGUCGAGCCCCGGGUCCAGACAGAUCCAGCUGUGGCACUUCAUCCUGGAGCUGCUGCAGAAGGAGGAGUAUAACGGGGUGAUCGCCUGGCAGGGGGAGUACGGAGAGUUCGUCAUCAAGGAUCCGGAUGAAGUGGCUCGGCUGUGGGGGAUGAGAAAAUGCAAGCCACACAUGAACUAUGACAAGCUGAGUCGGGCUCUGAGGUAUUACUACAACAAGCGCAUUUUGCACAAAACCAAAGGGAAGCGCUUCACCUACAAAUUUAACUUCAGUAAGGUCGUGUUGGUCAACUACCCCAUCCUGGACAUGGCCAACUCUCCCUUCUUUCUGGCACAGAACCACUUCAACGGGGGCACCAGCACACCAGACUGCAGCCCAGAGGCCAUACAGUCUCUGUUUCCUCGUCUGCCAGACUCCGGCAGGGGGACGUCCCUGUUUGAGCGAAGCACCACAGCACCGGGGCCCGAAGGAGACAAACUAAGGCUGGAUUCAUUCCCCUUCCUCAGUACAGGUGCUCCGUGCUACACCAAGCCCCCGUCCCUGCUGGGCCCCUAUGCUCGCAACCCACCCUUCGACUACCCCUGGGGCUUCAACCCAUACCUCCCAGGGGCCUUCUCCCUCAACAACUGCCCCAAACUGCCCCCUGGCUCCCUUUACCCCUCCCAGUUUUACCCCAACCCUUUGCAGAGCAGCCUCUCCCAGCUGCCUCACCCUUUCUCCUCCUUACUCCCCCCGGCGGAGGCAGGCGGGGGUGAGAGGGGGCAAACCGGGGGGACAAACGGCACGGCGGGUGGUCAGCAGAUCAGACUCUGCCUGCCUCCCUAUCCAGGGGGCCUGUCGCUGGGUCGGACGGACAUUGCCAACGUGGCGUCGUUGGCGGAGAGAGAGAGGGCGGAGGUCAAUCCUCCAGGUACAGGGGUGAGUCUAGGUCUGGGAGCUGGGACGGGCCUGCAGAGCCCCACGGAGAGGAGAGGAGGGGUGAAGCAGGACCCCGAGUCAGACUCGGACCUGGAGAUCACAGAUCUGAGCGACUGCAGCUCGGAUAACGAGAACGACCACGACUUCAGGAAGGGACCCAGCCUGGCGAGCCGAUCACAGAUAGUGCUGGAUGGGAAGAAAGGGAGCGUGCUGCCACCCAUCUCCUCUCUCCCACCGACAGCGUCCCCGCAUCCUCUGAAGAGCGUGAUGCCCGUCUCUCCCCCACCCCCGUCCCUGCCUCUGUCGCUCUCCCCCUCCCUGGCUCUGCAUGAAAGACACAGGGAGACAGAGACUCUCAAAAUGAUUCGCAGCUAA